Molecule: messenger RNA, 1725 nt
Organism: Symbiodinium necroappetens
Lineage: Eukaryota; Dinophyceae; Suessiales; Symbiodiniaceae
Source: the annotation of a GenBank genome assembly
AUGUCGAUGCUGGGCAGCAUCACGCAGCUUACCGGCGCCAACGUCGAAGCGCAAAGGUGGCUGUGGAGAGCACUGGACAUCCUCGAAUCGGAUGCAGAGGAAGCGCUUGAGCUGGCCAGGAAAGCAACAACUGCCUUCGAUGCGGCUGGGGAGUCUGACAAUGCUGCGGACGCAUCGCGCUUGGUGGUCAGUGCCACCUUCAGCAGCGGUGAUAUCGAGGGCGCCAUCGGCCUCGCCAGCGAACAGCUGGAGGCAUCGCAGCAGGGAGACGCGCUCAUGCAGGCCUACGCUCACUUGAUGUGGGCCGAGCUGAUGCUGGCACUUGGCAAGUCAAGCGAGCUGAAGGAGCACGCGUCGACCGCGAGCCAGACCUUCGAAGAGCUUGGAAGGAGCAGCUGCCUGGCAAAAUGUGAAGCGGCUCUGACACAAGCAUGCAUCCAGGAGGGGGAUGGUCUUGAAGGUGAGCGGCUUGCUCAGCAGGCGCUAGCACGCUGGAAGGACUUGGGAGACAAGAGGGGCGUGGCAGUUGCCUGGCACCUGCUCUCCGCUGCCAGGUCCGUCAGUGGCCAAGGAAGCCUCAUGGAGCCGCUGCUCAAGUCCUUGGAUCUCUAUCGAGAGCUGCGGUGGAGACGGCUCGAGGCCACGGCACUCUACAACCUUGCGGAGCGGCAGCGCUAUGAGCCCAACGGAGGCUUAACGGCGCAGCGGACUGCGGAGGAGGCCGUCACGAUUUGGAGAUCACUCGGCAACUACAAGGGCGAGGCCACGGCGCUCACGGCUGUGGUGAAGGCUAUGGUUGUCCGGGGCCUGCAUGCCGAUGCCCUCCAGUUGAUCCAAGAUCGCGUUGAGGAGCUGCGGGGUCCGGAAAAAAAGUCUGCAUUGGUCCAUCUUGGCUCGGGCGGUGUCGCCGCAUUGCAGGAAUGCAAUGCGAAUGAAGAGGCACUAGCACUGGCCACAGAAGUGCUGGCCAUCACGCAGGAAAUCGGAAACAGGCACGAAGAAGCGUGGAUGCUGAAAAAGCUGUCCGAGGUGCGGAGCGGCAUGAAGCAGUACUCCGAAGCCCUGGUCUGUGCACAGGAGGCACAGACGAUUUUCCAGGAGCUUGGGGACCAGAGUGGUGAGGAGGAAGCGAUGAAGAGUCUCUCCCAGAUCUAUACAGCCAAGCGAGAAGCGCACAAAGCUCCCUACCGUCAAAGGGCUCUGGAAGUCCUAGGUGAGUUUGCCACAUCUGUCACCAAGAUGGAUGCAGAAGGCUUCGAGAAGGGCCUGACGCAGCUGCGUCUGUACCAGGGGGUGGACGGUCAAGACGUGGCUGCAAGCCUGUGGGGCGCUCUGGAGGACCCCGACGUGUACAAGUGGUACAUCCAAGCUUCUGCCCAGUACUUCCAGGUCUCGGUCGAUGAGGCCGAGUCCAUGGUCGGCAGGGCACCCCUCAAUCCUAUGCAGCAUGCGAUCUCCUUCGACGCGCGGGGCUUCCCUGGCGGAGGUCUUUACCUUGCCUUCCGCUUGGGUGCCAUGGGGUACGGGCCAAGCUUCCGGCCUAUCCAGCAAGCCUACCGGCAGGGUAGGCCGUACGAGGCAGAGCAAGGGGAACCGCCUGUCGCACUGGGCGUCUUGCGGGAUGAGACCGCGGAGGAAUGGGAGCGUGUUGCGCUGAUGCAGGCUCAUGCUGGGAUUCUAGACGGCUCUCUGCAGCUCCGGCGGCAUACAAGUGGGGCUACGUAG